AAAACUUCCGUGUUUAAGGUUUCACAUGUUUAAAUAUGCGGGUAUACCAUAAACACAAUCGCAGGUUAAGGAAUGUAAACUAGAUGUUUUAAACACAGUCAGAAUGACGAUUUAUGAACGAAUAUUGGUGUUUGGAUUAUGCACUAAUAUAGGCAUGUUAACAGAAGGUAUUUACCCCUAAACUGAUGUCUAUCUGUGCCUUCACUUGUGUACCCUUAACUGGUCGUUUUUACUGCUGAAGAAUACUUGGAAGUGGCUUUUACGUCCGUUAAAUAUAAAGAGAUAUCCGACUAGUUAAAAUAGUGUAAUUACAAUAUCUGCCUAUUGAUGAUAAGGUGGUAAAUACAAAGGAUGGAUAUAUUUUGUAGAAAGAAAUUGUGUUUCGCAAAUACAAAGAUGUCCAAAUCGGAGAACAGAGAUGAUGACAACCACAUAACUUUAUCGAAGGUUGAAUCAAAACCGACCGCCUUCUACGAAUUCCCGGUUGCUCCUGCGUCAAACCAAACGUACGACGGUGGUCUGCAGAACGCAAGCACCAGUAUCAAGGACGCUGUUAAAUAUUAUACAAAAGUAGACAACGGUUAUGCUAAUGCUGAGUCCAAACAUAUCGAUUUAUAUCAUGCACCCUAUGAUCCAGUGGUAAACCAUAGUCAUAGUGGACUAGAUACCGGCAAUACAAAGUCUAAGGAGCAUGAAGCCUCAGCGGCCACAGACGUUACUCAUCAAAAUACGACUACAACACAUGGAAACCAUGACUCAGACACCCAUGCCUACUUUGUACUAGAGAAAGACGGAUUUGAGAAACAGAGAAACACCAUCAGGACUAUUUCAUUAGACGCACACGAUAAUUUUGUUCUAGAAAAACAACAACCAAAUAUUGGCAACAACAACGGUGUUUCAACAAAUGAAGUGCAUCCAUACUUUCUGCUGGAGAAAGAAGGUGCUCAACCGGUACAUGACAUACAUAAAAAACAAGCAAAUCCUUAUUUUGUAUUAGAAAUACAAAACACUGGUAACGCAACACCAAUAAGCACAGCGAAUGUCCUUCAGUUGGACAACGAUGACGGAGAUAUGUAUCAAGAGAUAGAUACAAAUGACACAUACGCGGGCAUUGAUGAUUCACGAGAGGACAACAACGACUACGAUUACACUAACAAGGCAUUCAGGGACUCGAAAAUGGAAAUCUCAGACAACGUUUACAACCAUCUUAACUCUGUUGGCGACGAGUAUGAUCAUGUGGGCAAAGGGCAAAACAACGUUAAAGCGAUGGAAAAUAACUAUGAUAUUAUGCCUAGUGCCGUUAGAAAAUAAAAACGGCUAUGGCAAAGAAACUUCCCGGAUGUGUACAUAGUAUUUGCAUAGAUAUCUAUUCUCUAUUUCUGUUUGAUUUACGUUAGUUUGUAUUGAAAGUAUAUCGUAACGUGCAAUUUUAAAUUGUAUGCAUUAUAAAAUGCGCCCAUAUUUCUAUAUCCUGUUUACGUCGUUAUUCUUAAAUUUAUCGGAUAUUUAUCAUUAAAGCAAACCGAAAUACCAUUUGCUCGUAUGCAUAUAUAUAAUGUGAUUUUGGCAACAGUACAUGUUAAAAUUAGACGAUAAAAAACACAAAGCUAUAAUUUAGUAAUUAUUAUUUCAGAAAACACAAAACAAAACAGAAAGCUCAAAAUGCUAUGUAACUGAUGCUAGUCACACUGGGGGCUGACGAGGUCAAAGCGUAGUCCGUUUCGCUUCGACGUCGGGUAUAUGUUUUACUACGAAAACAUUGUUUAAAUACACAUGACAUCGAGAACGGAUUAGUCGAAAAUUGUGUUUAAAACAGCUAAGACUAUAUGUAUUUAUUAUCGUUGUGUGAAUGAAUAAACUGGUUAUACAGGUUUUUGAAGGUGAUAUAUGUCCAAUGGUGCGGAAAUCAAGAUUUCCUCGUGCACAGAUUUGUAGGUUUAGUCAUUCGACAGGCAAGCAGGGUAGAGCGAAGACUUGAUUUAAAUCGUUUUAUUUAUUUUCUCAACCACAUUUCAUUGUGAAAUUUGAUUUAUUUUUGUGUCGUAUUGGCGUUGGUAAUUUAUUAAUAUGGACAGUCAGGAUGAGAGGAGAGAUCGUCUCGCCGGCGGGGACAGGGCUGGCACAGUAAAUGGACACACGUAGCGACCACGUGGUAGCGGUCAAGAAGGUAGGCCCUCGGGGAUAGAGGAGAAUUGUUUGACGUGUUUGGUUUACAUAUAAUACGCACAUUGUGAACAAAAGUAUCAUUUCUCACGUUUUUCUCUUGUAAAUUGUAGUUUAAAGAGAGGCAUGUCCUUUUUUCGGAAAAUCAUUGGUGCCAAUCCUGAUAUAAUUGACUGUAUUGUCGGCGCUUACGCAUUACCAUUCUUAUAAUUACCUGAAAAAUGUGUAUCUGUAAAUAACCAAUCAGCUUUAAAGCAGAUAGAUUAGCAGAUAUUAACGAGUCGGUGCAGGAUAUGUAAAAUACUGGCUGUAUUGAAGAAUUAAAGGACAUCCCUCAUGUUGUUAGUCAAUCAAGUGUAGCCGUGAAUGAAGCCGGAUGCUGGAUUUGUAAUCAAUGAGGACAAGUCAAUAUAAGUACCAGUUCAGAGGCUAGAAUGGGUAGGAUUAAUCUGGGAUAGCCAAAUGUUUUCUUUUGAAAUUCUCGAUAGAAGAAUAACUGAUUUUAAAAAUACUCUUUUAAAGGUAUUUUCUUCCAUGCCAAUGGUUUCGGCAAGGGAUUUAGCUAGAUGUACGGGGAAAAUUGUUUCAAUGAUGCCUGUUAUUGGUAGUCUGGCUAGGUAAAGAUUAGAUAUCUUUAUUAUGAAAUCGUUUCUAGACCGUCAAUGCAUAGAGUUAUAGCCCUUGAACCAGAUAGCUUAUUUAUUUCCGAAUUUAGAUUUUGGUUAGGUCGCAUAGAUGGCAUACAAUCAAGACAUUUUAGUAAAACUACAUGUGUCGAAGUUUUAAAAGUUUACAGUGAUGCAAGUGGUUUUGCCGGUGGGGCUUAUAUUGUUGAUAUGUCAGGUUUUAUUUUUCACGAUAUAUGGUCAAAUGACGAUUGCAAUACAAGUUCUACUUAUAGAAUACUUAAUGGAGUAGUUCUAGUUUUACGUGCCUAUGGGAUUUUUUAAGGGUGGGGGGCUGUUAAGAGGUUUUCUGACUCUGAAUCACGUGUAAAGUUGGUAAAGGUAGGAAGUUCUAAAAUUGAGUAACAUGAUCUAACACUAAGCAUUUUAGUAUGUGUUUGAAGAUGAAUAUAGGACUAGAAAUACAAUGAAUUCCAAGAGAAUUAAACUCCAUUGCCAGUAUAAGUAAAAUGAGCAAUUCAGAUGAAUGGUAAAUCUCACGAGAUUUCUUUGAGUAUUUAAAUGGUAGCUCGGGUCCGAUUUUGAUUGAUCGCUUGGCUACUGUUAAAAAUGGAAAUACUUAAAGAUAUAACUCAAAAUUCUUUGAUUUUGAAACAGAAGCAGAUUGCUUUACACAGUUUUGGGGUGCCGAUUUGAGUUGGUUGAUGCCCCUAUUUAUCUCGUAGGAAAAACAAUUUUGCACUUUCUAGAAUGCAACGCAUAUGGCGUUUUGGUGGUACACAGAUGGCCUAUUGCAGCAUUUUGGCCAUUCUUAUUUGAGGCUGGUAAUGUACAAAUGCACUUUGAGAAUGAUAUUAUUGUGUUUGACAAAGGGCAAACUAUUUGUAUGAGUAAUAACCACUCUGUUUCAGUUCAAGACCUUUUUCAAGAAAUGUUCUUGCUAUUCGAAUUUAACUAUACUAUAUGUCGUUUAUAUGUGAAUCGGUGAUAUGAAUGGUUUGACUGUUUUGCUAUACUUAUGGUAUAAUUGGGAUUUUUCACGUGUUUAUAUGUGUAGAAAUGAUUAAAUGGAUGUUGUUUUUGUAUAGCCAUUAAGUAUGUAUAGAAACCAUGUUGGUGUAUGUCCGUUUGCACCUGGUGCUUACGAAGUCGUGUUCAGUACACGAGGAAUGGAAUAUUUGCAAAAAAGAAAGCAAAAACAGUACUUGCAAAAAAGAAAGCAAGGGUUAAAAAUAAUAGUUUUAAAAGUAUAAUACUUGCAAAAAAGAUAGCAAGGGUAAUAUUUAUUUCAAAUUGGAAAAUACUUGCAAAAAAGAAAGCAAGGGAAACGGUUUUGUUACAGAAAGUCAAUUUAAAAUGUUGGUGUGUGUGUUUCAUGUCUGUCUGCCUCUGGGAUAGACGCGAUUGUGUGUGGCAUUUCGUGGGCUCAUGGGGUUGUGGGAUCGUGUGGUCGUUGUAAUUCUGGUCUGGUUGUGUUUUCUGAUGAUGGAUUGAAAAGGGCCAAUUCUGGGCCGCUGGUUCGGAGGUGCUUAGUGACUAUAGCGGAUGUGUAGAGGCUUUGAUUCUUUGAUGUGAGAUGUGUAACGGUGUGUUUGGUGCGUUUUUUGGCCAUUCUUAUUUGAGGCUGGUAAUGUACAAAUGCACUUUGAGAAUGAUAUUAUUGUGUUUGACAAAGGGCAAACUAUUUGUAUGAGUAAUAACCACUCUGUUUCAGUUCAAGACCUUUUUCAAGAAAUGUUCUUGCUAUUCGAAUUUAACUAUACUAUAUGUCGUUUAUAUGUGAAUCGGUGAUAUGAAAUGGUUUGACUGUUUUGCUAUACUUAUGGUAUAGUUGGGAUUUUUCACGUGUUUAUAUGUGUAGAAAUGAUUAAAUGGAUGUUGUUUUUGUAUAGCCAUUAAGUAUGUAUAGAAACCAUGUUGGUGUAUGUCCGUUUGCACCUGGUGCUUACGAAGUCGUGUACAGUACACGAGGAAUGGAAUAUUUGCAAAAAAAAAGAAAGCAAAAA
Messenger RNA from Dreissena polymorpha, 4795 nucleotides. RefSeq lists its product as uncharacterized. Lineage: Eukaryota; Metazoa; Mollusca; Bivalvia; Myida; Dreissenidae. The transcript has 2 exons. The coding region runs from base 352 to 1311 and encodes 319 amino acids. The record is from RefSeq and is a predicted model, not a curated record.